Haliotis rubra (blacklip abalone) is the source of this 1951-nucleotide messenger RNA. Its product is annotated as deformed epidermal autoregulatory factor 1 homolog. Gene Ontology annotation, molecular function: DNA-binding transcription activator activity, RNA polymerase II-specific; RNA polymerase II cis-regulatory region sequence-specific DNA binding. Gene Ontology annotation, biological process: positive regulation of transcription by RNA polymerase II. NCBI's taxonomy places the organism in Eukaryota, Metazoa, Mollusca, Gastropoda, Lepetellida, Haliotidae. The transcript is spliced from 7 exons. The record is from RefSeq and is a predicted model, not a curated record. The coding region runs from base 179 to 1618 and encodes 479 amino acids.
GCCAUAUUUCGUCAAAGAACGGAAAUGACCGAGGUCACUCCAAAAUUUAUGUUGUUUCAGCUAUUCGUCCACUUUUAUCGGUAUUGAAUGUAAGAAAAAUGUUCUAUUAAUGUUGUUCUUUGCACAAGCACCACCAAGAUGUGUGCAAAACCGUUUUGAUUGACCGUUUUCGACCACAAUGUCCGAAGUCGAUAUUUCCGAGGAACUACCGAAUACUGACGAUUCGGCCUUCGCCGAAGAUCAACAACAAAAUGGCGAAGGCGGCAACGAUAACCACGCUGGUACCACAACAAUAUCAGCACCUCAUGGCGCAAUAGCGGCUGAUCACGUAUUCGUUGCAACAUCCCAAGGUCUUCUUACAGCAGAACAGCUGCAAGAGGCAGCUGGCAUCAAAACGACACAUAUUGUCAUUCACGAUCAAACAUUGAAUGUGGAUUCCUCACCGACCGAGUUGAAGACUCCCACCACCCCUCUCCCCCCUCCAACCCCAGCCACGCCUCAAAGCAAGGAAAGGGGCUUUAGAUAUCAGUGGGACAGUUCAGUGCAUUCAGAAGUUUUGCCAGUUAGAUGCAAGAACACAAACGGAGAACUGCACAAAGCAAAGUUUGGAUCAGGUGGGAGAGGGAAGUGUAUCAGGACCCCAGAGAAUCAGUGGUUUACCCCCAAUGAGUUUGAGUCUAUGAGUGGUAGAGCCAGCAGCAAAGACUGGAAGCGCAGUAUACGAUACGGUGGUAGAACAUUACAGUGUUUGAUUGAAGACGGCAUCCUUCAGCCCCAUGCUACCUCCUGUACAUGUGCUGCAUGCUGUGAUGAUGAGUCAGUGGUUCCUUUUCAGACUGGUCCAGUGAGAUUAUUUGUGCCGUAUAAAAGGCGAAAGAAGGAUAGUGAGAGUGGUCCCCCUUCACCACCACCCAAAAAAGUGCGGCCUUCAUCAGCCAAGUCACCUCCUGCUGUUUCUGCUAGUCACAUGACCAAAGAAGGUGUGGUUGUAUCUAUUGGUAACGGACAAGCCCUGAGUCGAUCCAUCACCGUGGCGAACGCAGAGAAUGGAGAAACGGUGCACAUCGUCACCACUGAUAGUGCUGGCAACAUUGUGACAGCUGGAGAUGCAGUGGUGAUGACUCCAAUCGCCAUUGCUCCCAACCCCAAGAACCAGACAGCCACUGUGGUGUCCAUGGAUGUUUCAGAGCAGAAGCAAUGGUGGCAGCUGGAAGAGAUGACCGCAAGUUUGAUUCAGCAAGCCCAGGGUCUGAAGGCCAUGUUGGAGCAGGUGAAGCAGCAGAGCCUUAUCAGCAAAGAUCACGCUCUGCAGCAACUUCGGGCUCACAUGGAGAAAGAGAAACAAGAGGCCUUGCAAGCUGCUAGAAUUGAAGCUCAGAUGAACUUGUCUCGUGUACUGAUGGAGGAACGAGCUCAGAGAGACUUGGCUGUGCAGCAAGCCCUGGUACAGGGCAGGGCGGAAUUGAGUGACAAACUGGACUCUGUGACUGUUGUGACUGAAGAUAAAGUGAGCUACAAUGUGACAUGGCCACACCAGACCACACAAAACAAUAUUGAGAAUAUCAUCUGUAAUGAGGUGGAUGAUGAGGAGGAAGAAGAUUCAGAUAAAGAGAAAUAGACUGCAUCUGCUCAGCAGUUGUUAAACAAGCGUACUUGAUGUUCCUACCCUGCUAUAUAUAUUUCUGUGUCUGUUUUGGAAUUGCAGUUAGGCUUCAGCAUUCAGGUCUCCUCCAUGUCCUUGAUCCAGAUCUCGGUUCAUAGUAUUAAUCCCUUCUCAUCAUGUCUCCUUAGUUCGUCCUGGGUUUAUUUCACUAUUUCCGUUCCUGUUGUAUUUCUUUCAUGCAUGGGGGCGGUGGGGUAGCCUAAUGGUUCAUGGGUUGGCUAGUCACGCCAAAGACCCGGGUUCGAAUCCCCACAUGGGUAUAAUGUGUGAAGCCCAUUUCUGGUGUUC